UUUCAGAAAAAUGAAUCGUCAUGGAUGAAAAUGAAAUCCAGGAACUAAAUAUUCCUCCUCCUCAAUUGGAGAGGGUUCUUCAUCUGUUCAAUAUGGACGAGGACGAGGUAGAGCACAUCCAGGGUCUCAUGCUCAGGAUUGGUCUACAUGAAACCAACCUCACCAAGGCUCUGCUCAGAGGAGAUUACUCCAUAGCUGAGAAGAUUAUUGAUGAGACUAGAGAUCCGGACUUUUUGAAUGAUGGAGCUCUUCAAGCAACUCCUUUGAACAUAGUCCUUAGUGGACCUAGUGGUCCUUACCAACAACCCAGGAACCUGCGCAUAGCAAAGUUACUACUGGAGAAAGGUGGCAAUCCUAACCUUCGUAUUCCGAACCAUGAUAUGGAAAGUGCUAACGAGUCUCCUCUUGAACUUCUACUCUGUUACUACCUGAGACUGAUCCAUGUAUUCGGUCUACCUGGGACCGGAGUAACAUCUACUCCGUCCCGAGCAGAGGAAAUAGAAUUGAUAGAUAGUGUCGGAAUAAACGGAGAACUCAAGAGUCUCACUCCGCAGACUAUUACAAGACAGACAAGGGAAUUAUUAUACUUCUGCUUGGAACGAGGAGGGGAUCCUAACCUACCAACUACUGAAGCAGCUAAAACUAUUUAUCAUCUAGCUGUAGUAGCUCCGGUUGUAGAUCAAGAUCUGCUCCAAAGGAUGCUGGAGUUGGGAGCUAACGUGAACCAUGCUGAUGUACACAACACCACUCCGCUCAUGGACAUCAUUAACUUGGGGGUGGAGAAGAGGAGCCUGGAGGAGCUCGAGAGGUUGGAGAAGAACGGACGCCUUCCUUUGCUGGAUAUACAGAACUGUAGUCUACAGUCGACACUAUUUAGAGCAGCAUUUAAGGGUCAGGGUAAGGUUGUGAUGAAGCUCCUAGAUUUGGGAGCUUCUCCGGGUUUAUCAGCGCGUGCUGCGCCCAGGAUCCGUCCCCGUCUUCUCCAAACCCAAUAUGUGAAGAAGUUGAGCGGAAUCCCUCCCCUGCUCUCCCCUCUCCUAGGGAACUCUCCGUGUACCUCCAACCUUCACGUCCAAAUACCCCGCCGGUCAGCGCGCUACCAGGAGGAUCCUCCUGAGUUCCAGGUUUCACUCUCAGAUCAUGUCAUUAGGACGAAGAUAUCUCCAUUAGUCGACAGUGGCAAGUUUGUAGAUAAAACAGUUACGGAGAAACUAUUUGCUCUGACAACCUACUUCACAGAUCAUAAAAGGGUUGCUAACUCCAAGUGUGUAGACGCUAACGCUGUAACUCAUUUACUCUACGGCCAAACAACUGCAGGAUUGAGACAGUUAGCUGUGAGAGCAAUUCUCAGACACGCUCUUUUCUCUUCCACUCCUCAGGUGACUGUUGAGAAGCUGAACCGAGUGUGUGAGAAGAGAGGGUUCACCUGGUUUCGUCUCAUGAUCCCACCAAGUGUGAUCAGUGUUUCAGGUGCAAUGCUUGCCCAUGAUUUCAUUCUUGAGACUGGAAACGAGCUCGAACUCAGUUUCGAGGCUGGCCGAGGGGAAAAUGAAGGAAGUCGAGUUGGGCAGGACCUCGACCUCGAGGACGAGUUCCAAGUAGAUGAGGAUCCUCGGUCCUCCGAUGAUUUAUUGGAUUCCGAGAAUACUGAAGAUCCAGAGACAUUUUCUAACUCUGAGAUAAUAUCUCCCAGUGAUACAGAUUCAUUGUCUACAGAAGGUCGGACACUGAACCCCGGGGUUAUUGACGGUAUUUCCCUCAACUACAGUAAUCUGGCGUGUGGUAUAUCCGCCGGGGCGAGCAGUUUAUCCGCCGGAGCCAGUAGUUUCUCAGCCCUGGCUUCAAGCGGAUUAUCCCGUCUAGCGAGUGGAAUAUCUCACGCUGCAAGUGAUAUCUCGAGCAGUGCAAGAUCUGGUUCCGUGACAAUGAAAGAAUCCUUUAGCUCCAGUAAAAACCCUGAGUGUGGCAGGUUGGAUUGUUCAGGUUUACUGGAACCUGAUGAUUCGGAGGACUAUUUUCUGGAUGCUGAGACAGAAUUGGAUAUGUUAGACCGAGAACUUGUUGGAUUGAAAUUUCAGGGUGAAUUAGAUUCGUUUGAUCGUCAAUGUGCAGACUGGGACAGGAGAUUUCAAUCCAUCUCUAGCUCCGUGUUUGAACCUCAACUCAAACCUGCAUCUCCGAUACAGCCUCUGGUUAGUUCAGAUUCUACCCCUGUAGUUGAUCCUAGUAUAGCGGCGCUAAGUGAGAAGAUAAGAAGGAUGAGGGAGAGAAUGCUGGCGGAGCACGAUUCCUUGGAUCAGGAUUUCGUGAGGCUAAAGUUGAAAGAAAGAGUAUCUCCUGAUCCUGACAGAGAUCUGGAAGUUCAUCAGGAAUUCCUGGAGGAGACAGACGAAUAUUUGACCGGAAUACGAGAUUGGUGUGAAAAGAACGGGAUGAGUUCUCUGGAUUCGAAAUUAUCUGACGUCAGUGUUCAGCCGAGGUCCACGGAUACCGGAGGGGAGGUCCGUUUGAGGAUUGAUGAAAACUGGUCGUUAGGAACCUCUAGGGCUUUAGAGGAUAGCGAGGUUGUAAACAUGCCUUUGGAAGUUGGGUUUAGUAAUUUAGAAGGGUUUGAUCCUUCAAAAAGGAAAGAAAGGGGUGAUAUAUCAGUAAACCACACUGAAGAGCUAGUUAGAACUUUAAAUGUAGUUUUUGGAAACCCAACAACAUCUGAUCCUUCAGUCUCACGUGCGGAACGAAACGUCGAACUUUCUUCCUUAAAGAACCGUACACCUGUUCCGCCUGUGAGUCCAGAUAUACACGACCCCAACAAGUUCCAUGAUACACAAAAUGAUCUCAGCACUCCAGACGAACCAUUUGACCUGAAUCUGAUUGCUCCGGAGGCGAAUCUGUCUCAAGGAGUUCCUACUCGUCGGCUUGAAAGUGUAACGGAAGAGGAUGAAGAUGAGGACGGAGUGUACACUACUCCGGACUCAACCAUCAGUGAUAUUGUUCCAGAUCUCGCCCAGGAGUCAUCAGAUUCUGACUCGGAUACAUGGGGUGGAACCUUUAGUCUACGUCAUAUAUGUUGCAGGAAAGAUUCUGUGGACGAAAGCUUAGUAACGGAGAGUACUGUUGUGUCCCGUCUCAAUGUUCGUGUUCUUGAUGCUCUCAACGAUGAACUCGGAGUUCCAACCUCACUACGGCCUUGCUUCUCAUUGGAGGCGGCGAAACUACAGAUCUCUCUUCUACUCUUCAACCAUCAGUCAAUUGUUUGUGAUAGAAACUGUGAAGGUGAUGAAUCUGAUAAUGAUGAUGAAGAUGAUGAGGACGAGGAUGAUGAGGAUUUCUGGGAGACGGAUGAGGAGGUUCAUCAUAACGCAGGAAGGGCUCUUAGUGACUCAACCCGGUCCAUAGACAGGUUAAGCCUGGAGUCAGGUUCUACUAGUUCCUCUAGUGGAAACCUAUCCGUCCUAUCAAACUUUGGUUCAAGUCAUGAGGAUACUGAUACAGUUGUUAGAAUUCCCUCCCGUCUCAGCUCAUGGGACAGUGACAGCACAAGGGACGAAGGUCGAGGUGGAGAUGGAGGUCGUCUUUCAAGAUCCUCGGAUUCAGACUGGUUGGAGGAUUCGGAGGGUAUGAUCCGCCUCCGACACUUUUUAGCAGGACCUCCACCUCCUGAUUGGGAACAUUCCACCUCCAGUGAUUCUGACGAUUAGUCAUGCUGAACUUGGAGGAUUUGUCACGCACUUUUAGGAUUAAUCAGUAAACAUGAGCCAUUGAAACUUCGUGACGUCUCUACUGCUGACAUAAUCUCAUAAAAAAUUAUUUAUUUAUGAAAGUUUUCAAUGAAUGGUGUUGUUCCAGUGUUAAAAAUAUUGAGAUUUUUAUUAUGAUAUUCUACUAUAUUAUCUAUGAUACUUAAACCGGCCAUCACAGGAGAAACGAAGAGUUUUUGACUGUCAAGAAUCCAACUUAUUGCUAAGAAAUAAACACACAAAUACAGAGUAGUAUUCACCUGAAUACAGAGUAGUAUCCACCUAAAUACAGAGUAGUAUCCACCUAAAUACAGAGUAGUAUCCACCUAAAUACAGAGUAGUAUCCACCUGAAUACAGAGUAGUAUUCACCUGAAUACAGAGUAGUAUCCACCUAAAUAUUGUGUAGUAUCUAUCUACAUACCAAGAAGUAUCUACUUAAAUAGCGAGUAGUAUCCACCUAAAUAAUUAGUUGUAUUCACCCAAAUAUCGAAUAGUAUCCACCUAAAUAUCGAAUAGUAUCCACCUAAAUACUGAAUAUUAUCCACAUACAUACCAAGUAGCAUCAACCUAAAUUAUAAUAGCGAGUAGUAUCUACCUAAAUACUCAGUUGUAUCCACCCAAAUACCAAAUUUAUCAACUUAAAUACCAAAUAGUAUCCACCUAAAUACCGAAUAGUAUCCACCUAAAUACUGAAUAGUAUCCACCUACAUACCAAUAUCCACCUAAAUACUGAGUAGUAUCCACCUAAAUACAGAGUAGUAUCCAGCCAAAAACUGAGCAGAAUCCAUCCCUAUAACGAGAAGUAUCCACAUUCCACUUAAAUACUUUUCCUUAAAAGUUUCCUAGAAACGACUUUUCCAUCGUUAUUUCAAGAAAUUAUAAUGGUUACUUUGUGAAUCGUGUUUAUUAAAAUAUACUUAAUGUCUGUAU
This is a messenger RNA of Eurytemora carolleeae, 4668 nucleotides long. RefSeq lists its product as uncharacterized. Gene Ontology annotation, molecular function: protein binding. The transcript has 16 exons. The coding region runs from base 21 to 3698 and encodes 1225 amino acids. The record is from RefSeq and is a predicted model, not a curated record. NCBI's taxonomy places the organism in Eukaryota, Metazoa, Arthropoda, Copepoda, Calanoida, Temoridae.